GUUACUUACAGCAUUCUUUAUUUGGACACGAAUUUAAGGUCAGACUAGCGAGAAGUAACAAGCUAGCAUCAAGUGAACACCAUGUCGUUCGCUUGUCAUCUCCCCUCGUUUUUCUUCUUUCUGCUUUUCCACAGCGGCAAGGCCAAGGGCAGCAAAGCCUCUUCUAAUGCUGCUCCCACCUUGGGAGCGAGACCAGUGCGAAACCACAACUCCGCAGCAGGAGGUGCAGCAACAUCAACAAGAAUUACGACCACAAGCAGGAAGAAUGAAUUAGAAUUAGGGGGUUCUGAGGUAGCUGGUGCUACUCCACCUACACCUCCAUAUGAUCCCUUUGCAGUAGAUGAAAACGCCCUCUUGCCCUGGAAUGAGCGGGACCUGCGGGAUUUUGUGGAGAUUGAAGACUUUUCCAUGAUAUCAAAUGCAAAAAUGUCUGGGUCUGGAAGGUGGCAACUUCUCAUGGUAAAUCUGAAGCAUGCAAAAAUCUGUGUUGCAUGAGUGCCAAAACCUGUCCACUUUUGACCAAAAUGGAAGGAACUUUCUCAUGCAGGAUAGGCAUGGCAGAGACCUCGCACCUGAGUCUGUCAUGCUAAGUCCCGUAUUCCAGACCUCAUGGGUCAUGGAAAAUCUGCAUCACAAGUUUACACUUUUCCAGACCCGGACACUUUUGCACUUGAUACAUGAUGGUGAAGAACAACGUUUGCGACGAUCUUUACACCAUGUUUCUCGCUACUGCUGCGGUGCACCGGAAAUAUCCUGUGCAAAAGUAUCGUACUCGUAGUAACUGCAUUUAUGCAUUACAAAUCUCUUUCUCAGGGUAAAUCAGCAAUACAAAUUCAAUUUGUAAUGCUGGGCUAAUUUGUAAUGCAUUUAUACGAGUACGAUGCUUUUGCAGUUCAUAGGAAAAGCUGGCAGCGGAUCACGAAGAAGACGAGGGAUAAGAUCACAAAUGCGACUUCUGAGAAGUUGAUGUCAGCAGGCGGUGUUGACGAGGCAGAUGCAACAGGUUCUGCGUCUACAAGUACUUCUCCUUCCCAAGAUCAUAAAGAGGAGCAGAACAACGAUACGGAACCAAGCAUGAAUACAGAAUUGCAUUUGGUAGACGCGAGUGGCUUUUUACCGAGAGGAAAUUUACUACCGCACCACACGAAGUACAGAUGCUGACCAACAAGCAUGACAGCACUCUUGUUCUGCUACCUGUUAUUGAGCGUGCCAAUAAACAACUUCGGUUCUGUACUGCGUUAUUAGCGAAAUUUGUGAAGAUGGAUGUCCUGCUACGUGUUCUUCGUGUGUCGUGGUAAAUUUGUAGUGCAUACUCCCCGAUCUAUUUCAACUACCAUCGCGAGCGUGUAACCGACGACAGAUGGGAGAUGCAGUCAUGGCUGAAAGCGGGAGAGGCGAAUAAGCUCUACAAUGCCGAUGUCCUGCAGUUCGCCUGUCACGUCUUCCGGAAUUUGCACGAUUUCGAGGUAGAAAACGCCGCGAAAAUGAUGAAAAGCAGAAAUAUUAACGCUGGCGCGGCCACUGGGGAGCAGGAGAAUUCUGAUGUUGAUCCUGCAGCUACACAAACAAGAGAAACGUCGCAAGUACUAACUUCGACACUCACGGAAGAUGAAGUUCAGGAGCUGGCACUUCUGCAGAAAAAGGCGCGUGACCAUGAGAAAUUUUACCUCAAUCACGCUAUCGGAGUGGUGGAAAGUGGAAAAUUGUUUCUGGACGAAAAUGUUGAAUUUUCGUCCACAUCAAGUACGACUAGUGCAACCACGACGGCUUCGCUCUCCUCAUCGUCUUCUAUUAGCGGUGACAGUGUACAACUAGAGAAAUCCGUGCGACAAUCGGCUCUAACCGAUGAUGAAAACAGCACGACAAACCACGGAAAAAAUCUUCAGAACAGUACGGAGAUCAGCUUCACCUCCGAGCGGGAGAGGAGUUUGAUUCUUACCAACGGAAAAACGGCCGAGGAUCUGGUGUUGAAGCAUUUGCAGAGAGCCCUGGACUGCGUCUAUCUCGCUGCGGAAGAAGUUCUUGUAGAGGGGGAACAACUACACGGGCAGGGUGUUGGGAAAAAUCCUGGUGAAAAGAACCUCGCAGCGGCAGCACCGUCCUGCCGUCUCCCGGCGAUUCAACUCUCCCGGACUUCUUUGCUUUCGUUGGCGAAAAUAUCGCAAGAAAAAACUGUUUCACUGUGAACUUGUGAUGCAGAAAAUGGAACACAGAACUAUUUGUCUUGCUACACCUGCAAGACAUUGGAUUUUUCAAGCGUGUUUUCCCUUUGGAAGCCCGCAUGACAAAUUUUCAGUGUCAUGUGUAGCAAACUUGUGAUGCAGAUCUUGCAAAGCCAUCACAGUGAAACAGUUUUUUCCUGGGACAGAAAAACCGUGCAGCGAACCACUACUUGCUGUUUUGGUUUUUAUAUGCAGUGCAAAAGUAUCGUACUCGUAUAAAUGCAUUACAAAUUUCCUCAGCAUGAGACAUAAAAUUUGUAAUGCUGAUUUACCUUGACGAAAAGAUUUGUAAUGCAUGAUUACAAUACGAGUACGAUACUUUUGCACAAGAUAUUUUGUACCUCGAGGAGGCCGCGUGGUUCACUUUUUUGGCAGUGUCGGAUCACGCAAAGGUAUCACAGGAAAAAAGUGUUACGGUUACACAUCUGUUCGAGUUUCUGCAUCACAAAGUUGCUCGACAUGGCAAAGAAAAGCUGUGAUGCGCAGAGUAUAAGGGAAAACACGAAUGAACUGAGGCUGGCAUGCAUUUCCUGCAUGACAGAGGUUGUCUGUGUUGCUUGUCUUCCAUUAGUAGAGUGUAACUGUAUUAACACUUUUUUCUUGGGAUAAAAGGUGGAGGGCGGUGUCUUUCCGCAGUCGGAACACGACCGGAGGGAGCAGGUGUUGAUACGGAUUGCAAAUAUGUCUGAGACUGGAAGAUUGCAAGUUUGUCAUGCUUGUCUGGCAUGACUCGAGAAUCUGUGUUGCAUGGGCACAAAAAGGUCCUCUUACGUGUCAUGCAAAAACGCAGUUUGCCAUGCGAAAUACGUAACACAUGGCAGCCAAAAAAUUUGUCAUGCAUAGGUGCGUAUUACAGUGCGUCUAUCAUUCCUUUUUAGCAUUACAAGUUUCCAGACCCAGACAUAUUUGCAAUGCAUAGGUGAACAUCCGGGACAAUUUGGACAUCAAGUUUAACUAUCAAGUGUAAAAAUGUCUGGGUCUGGAAGAAUGCAACUUGUCAUGCUGAUUUUGGACUCUAAAAAAAUUUGUAUUGCAUGACCAGCAAGAGGGGUCCGGUUUGUGCUACACGGACAGGGCACUUCUCAUGCGAAACGUGCUUCAGGAAGCCCUCUAAAAGUCUGUGAUGCUAGGUCAUGCAUUACAGGCGUCAUGGAUCAUGAGAAAUAUGCAUGACAAACCUGGCAAUCUUCCAGACCCAGACAUUUUUGCAGUUGAUAUCAGCAUGCAGUUCAUCGGGUUUCGCUUCGAGGCGGUCCGCUGGUUGAUGGAGGAGAUUUUAGUGAAGGACAGUAGCGGGGUGCGGCGAAAGAGCUUGAUGAAAGAGCAGGAGUACAAUUCAUCGUAUGGGCAGGAGCUCCUGGACCAACAUCAUCAUGCGGGUUUAUCGCAAUACUUCUCGGACAAGGAGGCCAAGUGCAUUUUGAACGGCAACAACGCGCCGGCGUUUGGGGCAGCGGGGGAGAACAAGAGGGCUUAUGAUCUGGCCGAUGAUUUAUUUCGGCAUGAAGAACGCAGCGUGGAGGAACGGCCCGGGGAGAAAAGUUCUUCUACAGCAAGAACACUACCCGAGUCAGCUUUGAUCGUGGAGAAAAACCUCGUGCACACGAAGAACGACCAUCUGCACCGGCGACCGGCCUCGGAGUCACCGCGCGCGUGGCGGAGAAAAAUGCAAAGUCUCGACGGGAAAAUGCAAGAUACUGCAACUAGUGCUUUUUCCACCACAUCCACUUCUGCCGAAAAACUACUAGACAACAACCAUGAAGAAAUCAAUAACCGCGACAGAGAUCAAGAACAUGUUGAAGAUGCUUACUCCUGUCACCACCACAGUCUGCGCGUCGCGGAAAUUGGCGUGUUUUCGGGCAACACCAUGCGGUAUCUGUUGAGUCCGCCGUCGGAAGGGCGUCGCGGGGAGAUCAUGGGGAUGGGGAGCGGAGCAAGUAAAAACUCUUCAGGAAGCCGUCUUGAAGAAGAGCGUUCGUCGGGGGACGCUACAGCGUCUCAGCGUAGCGGUUCUCCUUCAGCUUCUGUUCUACUCACCAAACAAGCUGCAGAGAAAUCGUUUAUCAGCUACUACGCAGCAGUGGAUCCCUGGUUCAUGCCCAUCAUUCCGGACGACUUAAAGAAGGAUUUGAAAAACAUGCAAACUCGGGUGGAAGAGGACUGUGAGUUACUGAUGCAGCAGCAGCAAACGUCGAGUUCUGUUGUAUCAGCACAAACUGCUGGCACGGUUUGCGUAUGCAUUGCAAAAGCAUCGUACUAAUAGAAAUCGCAUUACAAAUUCGGCCAGCAUGACAAAUGUAAUUUGUGAUGCUGUUUUACCUUGGGAUGGAAAUUUAUAAUGCAUGAUUGCGAUUACUACGAGUGCGAUACUUUUGCACAGGAUAUUGCGAGGUGUUUCCACUGAAAUCCCUGCAAUUUUCCCCGGCGCGGAUCCGGAAAGGAUUGUUGUCUACUUCAUCUACAAGUGGUACUUCUUCUUUGCUGCCGACGUUCAACAGACACAAUCGCACGACAAUUAGUAGGAGAACCUCCGUGGGGACAGAAACAUCAAGAAGUGCUGGGGACAAGAAGGGACGAACAAGCGAACAAGUUGACAUGCCGGUUCAACGGCAAGAACUUCUACAUCAACCGAACUACAAGAAAACGCUCCAUCCAACGACCCACCACCACAAUCUCCAGACCAACGCGUGGCAGCGUGUGUUCGACCUAUCCUGUGCAAAAGUAUCGUACUCGUAGUAUUUGCAGUCGUGCAUUGCAAAUCUUUUUCGUAAGGUAAAUCCGCAUUACAAAUUUCAUUGCUAAUGCUGAGAAAAUUUGUAGUGCAUUUAUACGAGUGCGAUACUUUUGCUUUUGCAACGCAUACGACUUGGUGUUCAUCGAUUCCGAUCACAGCUACGGCGCCUAUCAAAUGUAAAAAUGUCUGGGUCUGGAAGAAUGGAAGGCUUGUCAUGCUUGUCUGGCAUGACCCAUGAUGCUUGUAAUGCAUGACCCAGCAUCCCAUGAUGCUUGUAAUGGCAUCAGGAAGCUUUCCAAAAAUCUGAGAUUUUUGGAAAGCUUCCUGAUGCCAUUUCCGCAUGACAAAUGCCCUCCUCGCAUAGCACAAAUGUGGCUCCUCUUGCUGGUCAUGCAAUACAGAUUUUUUUAGAGUCCAAAGUUAGCAUCACAAGUUCCAACUUUCCAGACCCAGACACUUUUACAUUUGAUAGUGCCGUACGGAAAGACAUCCAAAAAUACCUGCAGAUGCUCCGGCCCGGCGGGUUGCUGGUAGGGCACGACCUGCACCCGGAUCACUACAUCACGACGAUCGGAAUCCUGGGCGAGCUGGCGGAGUUCUGGCGGCAGGUGCGACUUGCGAAGCAGAAGGACUUUGGGAACAACACGACAACAACAAGCGCGAACAUACAACGAUCGGGAGAAUUUGUAGAGAAUGAAGAGAACAUCAGCAUGAACAGCAAGCUGCAGGUAAAUUUGAUGACGGACGGGACGUGGUGGGUGAGAAGACCGCCGGAACUGGAUGAAAUUGAGAAGGAGGAGGGCGUAUAAAAUGUAAAAAUCUCUGGGUGGUCUGGAAGAUUCUAAACUUGUAAUGCUGUCUCUGGAAUCUAAAAAAAUUUGUAUUGCAUGACCAGCAAAAGGACUCCAGUUUGUGCUACGUGGCGAGGGCAUUUCUCAUGCGGUAGAGGCAUCACAAAGGCCUCGAAAAAUCUGUCAUGCUAGAGCAUGCAUCACAGACAUCAGGAGUCUUCCAAAAUAUGCAUCACAAGCUUCCAGACCCAGUCAUUUUAUACAUUUGAUAGGGCGGGGCGCAGCAGCACAAAAAUAGUAAACAUGUCUUCCUCAACUACGUCCCUCAAGACGGCAUGUGGGCGAAGUUUCGGGACACUUAGGUCGUGGAAGAUCAUAUGAAGUAGAACAACCGAACUAUAACAAGUUGCAUCUUCAUCUUCUCACUUUACAACUCUACUGUUGAAAUGGCGUAUUAGGGAUUUUCAGUAGAGAAGAGGAAGCGCGACUAAUAUGUUGUGGUUGACGAGAUGGGAGAGGGAGGAGGAGGACAAACUGAAGAAAAGAUGAAAAAUUGCGAUGACUUUUGAUCUUUGGAGCAGCUCCGCAGUUAGGAUUUUGGAGUUGGUGUCGUGGUGCGGUUCUUGUUUGUGGCGAACGUUUUGAGACGAGAUCUGUCAUCUCGUUCUACUUGUCGGCGUGCAGUAGAAAAAAUUGUCGUUGCCCCACCGUGCCAACGGGUAAUGCUUAUGGGUUAACGGUUGGUUCCGAGGCCGCUGCCGGGUAGUAGCAAGUAAUGUUCUUCAGACGGUUGUACUACAUGAAUAAGACAGCGGUUUAUUUCCUCCUCCCCCGCAGUGGUUCUGGUUUGUUUUGUUCGGAGUGGUAUAGCGGCACGCGAGGAUGUUUUGUGGGUAGUAAAAACCAGCUCGGGAGCAGCCCCCUUGAGAACAAUUUCCAGCCGCUGCGCCUCCAGCCGGUCGAUAACCUUAACCUGCAACCUAUCUAGAAACCGGGAGUAGAAGAUGUUGGUGAGGUCUUGAAAAAGAUUGCAACUUGUCGCGCUGCCGAACUCCUGUAGUAUCAGCGACGUGGCGCGACUAGUACGACAAGAAUGACACAACCGUUAUUCGGGAGAACUGCAUCAAACGUGAUGAUCUAAAUUAGAAUUUGAUCGAAGUUGUAGACGGGUUCUGCUUUUAUCGAGGACUGGUACCACUUCGCGUUACUACUCAAGACGCUAUUGUUCUUUCCAAUUUACAACGUAUGUCGUGGCACUUGCCUGCAAAAGGAAUUGAAUCAUGAU
This is a messenger RNA of Amoebophrya sp. A120, 7032 nucleotides long. The record is from the annotation of a GenBank genome assembly. NCBI's taxonomy places the organism in Eukaryota, Dinophyceae, Syndiniales, Amoebophryaceae.